This is a messenger RNA of Quercus lobata, 978 nucleotides long. RefSeq names its product thaumatin-like protein. Bases 11 to 790 code for a protein of 259 amino acids. The record is from RefSeq and is a predicted model, not a curated record. Lineage: Eukaryota; Viridiplantae; Streptophyta; Magnoliopsida; Fagales; Fagaceae. The transcript has 2 exons.
CGCAUUCAACAUGAAGCUGCCAGAGCUAGUUGCUGCAUUCUUUCUCUUCCUAGCAUUGCAUUUAAUGCUCACUGGGAGUGCAGCAGCAACUCAAGUUACACUUUAUGUGCAUAACAAAUGCCCCUUUCCUAUAUGGCCUGCAACAGCCCCUAAUGCUGGCAAUCCUGUAAUAGCUAAUGGUGGAUUCUAUCUUCCCUCAGGCCAGACACAAUGUAUUUACGCCCCAUUGACAUGGAGUGGCCGGAUUUGGGCCAGAACAGGCUGCAAAUUCAAUUCCAAUUGGAAUCCCGCCUGUGAAACUGGUGACUGUGAUGGAAGACUAGCAUGCAAUGGACUUAUAGGCACACCCCCAGUCACACUAGUGCAAGUUGCACUUCAAGAAGAUCAAAGCAAGCCAAGUUUUUAUGAUGUGAGCUUGGUUGAUGGCUAUAACAUCCCCGUUGCAGUCACAACAAGGCAAACAUCACAAAAAUGUACCAUAAGAGGGUGCUUGAAAAAUGUGAACAAGUUGUGCCCACAAGAGCUUGAGGUCUUAAAUAAAAAGGGGGAAGUGGUGGCGUGCAAAAGUGCAUGCUUGGCUUUUGGUGUUGACAAGUUUUGUUGUACGAAUGAGUUUGGGACCCCAGAAAAGUGCAAGCCUACUGUCUACUCAAAAAUCUUUAAGGAUGCUUGUCCUUGUUACUACAGCUAUGCUUUUGACACACCCCCACCAUUGGUAAACUGUGCCUCGAGAGAGUAUGUGAUAACAUUCUGUCCUUCAGGUUGGGGUGAUGCAUACACAUCCAUAUAGAGUUUUUACAUAACUUAUAUCUCUAUGAUUGUCUAAUUUCAAAUUUGAUUAGAAGCUGAUGCUUGUUAUGCAAGGCCUUGCUAUUUAAUACAAUAAAUUGUACCGAGGCUUGGCUGAUGUAUCAUGAGCUCAAGGCCAAAAACUCAAACUAUAUAUAUGUUUUGAAACCUUACUUGCUCUAUUGAAAA